ACUCCGCCCAAAUCCCCGGGCCGCGCUCUGAGUGAGGCGCCAGGAGGUAGCCGCCUCCGCAUCUGAGACUGCGAAAGGGUCUUAACCAUGAGGGCUUCCUGCGAGAGAUCUGGGGAGGAUGAAGAGCAGAAGGAAGAGGCUGCAGCGGCCUGUGGGCAUCUUUCAAGGGUCCUUGAGGCGGAGCAGAGUUCCGAGGCCGAUUCGGACUCCGACCUGGAGACGGAAGGCACCCAUGGGCUUGGAGAACUGGUCAGGGACACCCUCUACCUGAGGUCUUGCCAGGUCCAUAGCGUUGUGCCCAUCUCCUGCUUUCUGUGCCAAGGGAGCGCCCCAGAGCUGAACCUCCGGCACCGUGGCCUGGGGCCCCAGGGUGCCCGUGCUCUGGCUUCCUCAUUGAGCUCCAGUUUAUCGGUCAAGCGGCUGGACCUUAGAGACAAUGGGCUCUGUGGGGCAGGUGCAGAGGCCCUGGCAGGUGCCCUGAGCAAAAGCAGCAGCAUCCAUGAUUUGGACCUGUCGGAGAACCAGCUGGGAGUGGCAGGAGCGCAGGCCCUCUGUGCCGCCCUGACUGUGAACCGGGCCGUGCAGAAGAUGCAACUGUCAGGGAAUGGCCUGGAGGAGCAGGCGGCCCAGCACCUUGCUGAACUCCUGCUGGCUCACACAGACCUGAAGUCCCUGGACCUGAGCUAUAACCAGCUGAAUGACCAAGCAGGGGAGACACUCGGACCAGCCCUGGCAGAAAACACAGGACUCACCGAGCUUAACGUGAGCUGGAAUCACCUCCGAGGCCCAGGAGCUGUGGCAUUUGCCAGGGGACUGGAGGCAAAUAUCUUCCUUAAAGUUCUAGACAUCUCAUACAAUGGCUUUGGGGAUCCUGGAGCCUCUGCAGUGGGUGAGGCUCUCAAGACCAACAACGUGUUGGAGGAACUCAACAUGAGCAACAACCGCAUCUCUGUGAUGGGAGCCCUGAGCCUGGGCCUGGGCCUCCGGGCCAACCAGACGCUGAGGAUUCUGGUAGUGUCCAGGAAUUUCAUGCUAUGUGAAGGCUGCUUUGGUCUCCUCAAUUCUGUCCUGGACACAGCCUCUACACUGGAACUGCUGGAUUUCUCUGUAAAAGCAUUUUAUCAACCUCAUUUCUGAUCCUCUCAAUAGCCCUGUGAGGUACUGUAAUCUC
This is a messenger RNA of Sapajus apella (tufted capuchin), 1171 nucleotides long. RefSeq names its product leucine rich repeat containing 74B (gene LRRC74B). The record is from RefSeq and is a predicted model, not a curated record. Lineage: Eukaryota; Metazoa; Chordata; Mammalia; Primates; Cebidae. Gene Ontology annotation, molecular function: protein binding.